AUUCAUUUUGCGUCCUGACUUGAUGUCGCUGAAGGAAGUGUUGCGACCAGCAUGUGAUGGCCUAUCUCUGGGCAUCAAGUUCACCAAGCCGGUCAACUUUUCGGUCGAAAAGACACUCUUUGCCAACGUUGCGCCUGCCAUUCUAGAUGCACUAACCGCAGCACGGUCAAAGCUUCUGUGCGAAUGCAAGGACUUUAAGAAACCAACCCAAAAUCAGUGGGACGUUGAAAAGUCGUUUUUCCAGACCGACGCUUACUUCCAAUCUGCGUCCGAGUACCUGUCGUUGGUGAAAGGAUUCACUGAACAGCCACCUGUCGUGGACACUCCCGCCGACGACCAAGAAGGUUUGCUUUCCAACGACACCUUAGUACCUUCGGUUCCAUUCACGUGUUGCGAAUGGAUGGAUGUGUCAUCGACGACGUUUGUCCACUCGUUGAACGCGCACCACGAAUACGCGCACACGUUGUUCGCCAUUGGGUGUGUCGGUCUGCAGCGAGCAAAUGACUUGACUCAAGUGAUGCUGCGAUCGCGGGAUUUCGAGUUUGACGAACCCAAGCUCAAGGAAGCGUACAAUUUGCUGUUGCGUGUCGCCGGGGUCUUUGACGCGGUGUUAUCAUGGCUCGGCACAGCGUCAACGACGUCGACGGAAUUGAGCGAAGACAGCUUGGCCCAAUGGCGCGCGGAACAAACUCGGGCUGGCAACUCGGACAUUCAGUCGCUGCAACGAGUCAAGGACUUUGAAAGUGGCGUCGUGAGCAAAGCGCUGAACGUCGUGGCGUUGGCCCAAGCCCAGGAACUCGUGCUGCUGCGCGGAGUUACCAAAGACGUGGUGGAUUGGGUGUUGAUGGGCAAGCUGGCCAUGGACAUCUCGAGACGAUAUGCAGAGUUAAAUCCCCCAGCCAAGUUUGCAUCGUGGUGUGCGUGGAAACACGCGUACUACGUUGGUUUGAGCUCGUAUUACCAAGUACGUUAUCGCAUUUUCUCGUGAACUGUCAACACUCGUUUACAGGGAAUGGCCGAAUGGGUGAAGAACGACGGGCCUGGCUGCGCCCAAGCCGUCGCACAGUUCAAAUCUGCCAAAGAACAACUGGCAAAUCUCCAAAACAAGGAAGUUGAACGAUCGAAAACCAUCAUUGACCGCGACCUUGAGAUCGCUACGGCCCGCAACCAAGCCGUGUACCUCGAGAUGGUUUGUUAAUCGUUUUCAAAGGAGUCUUCAUCGUGAAUCAUAGGUCCCAGCACCUUGCGCUCCACUGGACCCCGUGAGUUUGGUGCAAGUUCAGCCUUUCCAUCCUGUCAAGAGCCAUACUUUGUGGAGUGAGGUUUCCCCUACCCACGCAUCCACUGCACCGAAAACUCCCUCGUCCACCACACCUUCAGCACCCCCCGUGCAACAAGUGGAUGGAUCGAGUGGGUGCGCCUGUGCUGUUAUGUAGAAGCAAGGGUUUCAUUUUCACAUCAACAAUCGGUUAAGGUUGGGUGAAAUUAUUGCCUCCGUAAUACUAGUAGUGAUUUGCAUUUGCUGAUGUGCAAAUUACGUAUGUACUGUAA
Aphanomyces astaci is the source of this 1551-nucleotide messenger RNA. RefSeq lists its product as hypothetical. The coding region runs from base 23 to 988 and encodes 321 amino acids. Lineage: Eukaryota; Oomycota; Saprolegniomycetes; Saprolegniales; Verrucalvaceae. The transcript is spliced from 7 exons. The record is from RefSeq and is a predicted model, not a curated record.